AUGUCCAUUACCAUUUAUCACAACUAUGGAUCUGGGACAGUUAACUCAUCCAUUGUACUCUGCGUGCAGCCUGUAGAGGAAAACUACGCUAAUCCAAACACUUGCUUCUUUCAUGUUCUCUUCAAGGCUACGGCUUUGGCAUUUUACAUUCUCUCUACCCUCUUUAUUGAUAACUUUGUCAUCAUUUUCGUGAUUACUGUUCUUCUAGCCGCUCUUGACUUUUGGGUAGUCAAGAAUGUGAGUGGGAGAAUUUUAGUUGGUUUACGGUGGUGGAAUGAAAUAAAUGAUCUGGGUGAGAGUGUUUGGAGAUUUGAGUGUCUUGAUCAAGAGUCAUUGGCCCGGAUCAACAAGAAAGAUUCAUGGCUUUUCUGGUGGACACUUUACCUUACAGCAGUUGCGUGGACCCUGAUGGCAAUAUUCUCACUCAUAAAGCUGCAAGCUGAUUACCUCCUAGUUGUUGGAGUUUGUUUAACCCUUAGUGUUGCAAAUAUUAUUGGUUUUACCAAAUGCCAAAAAGAUGCUAAGAAACGGAUUCAACAAUUUGCCACCCAAACAAUUGUCUCACGGGUCACAUCUACAUUACAAUCAACAUUCAGUGUUGUUUGAGGAAUCUCUUACCCCUACGUCAGUUGCAGAAGAAAACUCUGCGAAGGAAAAGUAUAAACUACUUAGAGUAAUAAAGAGUCUGAAAGAGGAGAGGUAGCCCUGGCCCAGUUCUGCAACCAGCUAGAUGAUGGGUAGAGUAUUAGAUCAAUUGCAUUGACUAUGACCCAACACAUGCAAAAUUUUGUACCUUCCACUGUAGUGGCUAUGACUAUUAUUGUCAAAUCAUGUUUUUUCUUUGUUAUGUUUUUGCAUUCAAGUUUUAAGAAUAACGUUUUGUAUUACUCUAUUUCUGUA
Molecule: messenger RNA, 900 nt
Organism: Vigna unguiculata (cowpea)
Lineage: Eukaryota; Viridiplantae; Streptophyta; Magnoliopsida; Fabales; Fabaceae
Product: Golgi apparatus membrane protein-like protein ECHIDNA
Biological process (GO): vesicle-mediated transport; protein secretion
Cellular component (GO): Golgi membrane
Source: RefSeq, a predicted model, not a curated record